Melospiza melodia melodia is the source of this 1206-nucleotide messenger RNA. RefSeq names its product olfactory receptor 14A16-like. The coding region runs from base 1 to 1206 and encodes 401 amino acids. The transcript is spliced from 3 exons. NCBI's taxonomy places the organism in Eukaryota, Metazoa, Chordata, Aves, Passeriformes, Passerellidae. Gene Ontology annotation, biological process: detection of chemical stimulus involved in sensory perception of smell; G protein-coupled receptor signaling pathway. Gene Ontology annotation, molecular function: G protein-coupled receptor activity; olfactory receptor activity. Gene Ontology annotation, cellular component: plasma membrane. The record is from RefSeq and is a predicted model, not a curated record.
AUGCCGACACGGCCGGCGGGAGGCCGGUGGGUGCUCGGGGCCGUGGCCCCCUCCUCGUCGAUUUUGUGGAUGCUUCCCUCGUGCCAGGUGAGCGUGCAUCUGAGGAACCCUGUGCGUUUCUGGCGAGAAGCCAAAACUAAGACCGACGAGAUGAAUGAGCCUGUGUCCUUGUGGCAUGUGCAGGAUCACAGAGCUGGAGACAACUCUGAUAUCACCAGGGAGUGGAGAGCGGUGGUGGUGGUUCAGGGAGAUCCCCAUGCCAAAGCAGAGCAAACGUCCAACAGCAGCUCCAUCAGGCACUUCCUCCUGCUGGCAUUGGCAGACACGCGGCAGCUGCAGCUCCUGCACUUCUGCCUCUUGCUGGGCAUCUCCCUGGCUGCCCUCCUGGGCAACGGCCUCAUCAUCAGCGCCGUAGCCUGCAGCCACCACCUGCACACGCCCAUGUUCUUCUUCCUGCUCAACCUGGCCCUCAGCGACCUGGGCUCCAUCUGCACCACUGUCCCCAAAGCCAUGCAUAAUUCCCUCUGGGACACCAGGAAAAUCUCCUACACAGGAUGUGCUACACAGGUCUUUUUUUUUGUUUUCUGUGCAGCAACAGAUUUUUAUCUCCUGACCAUCAUGUGCUACGACCACUACGUUUCCAUCUGCAAACCCCUGCACUACGGUACCCUCCUGGGCAGCAGAACUUGUGCCAACAUGGCAGCAGCUGCCUGGGCCAGUGGCUUUCUCAAUGCUUUCCUGCACACGGCCAACACAUUUUCCCUGCCCCUGUGCCAUGGCAAUGUGCUGGACCAGUUCUUCUGUGAAAUCCCACGGAUCCUCAAGCUCACCUGUUCAAACUCAAUUCUCAGGGAAUUUGGGCUACUUGUUUUAUCCAUCUGUUUAGCAUUGGGCUGUUUUCUGUUCAUUGUUUUCUCCUGUGUGCAGAUUUUCAGGGCUGUGCUGAGGAUCCCCUCUGAGCAGGGACGGCACAAAGCCUUUUCCACCUGCCUCCCUCACCUGGCUGUGGUCUCCCUAUUCGUCAGCACUGCAGCAAUUGCUCACUUGAAGCUCCCCUCCAUGUCCUCCCCAUCCCUGGAUCUGGCACUGUCAGUUCUGUACUCGGUGGUGCCUCCAGCCCUGAACAUCCUCAUCUACAGCCUGAGGAACCAGGAGCUCAAGACUGCAGUCUGGAGAAUGAUGACUGGUUACUUUCAGAAACAUUAA